Messenger RNA from Bradysia coprophila, 836 nucleotides. RefSeq lists its product as uncharacterized. Lineage: Eukaryota; Metazoa; Arthropoda; Insecta; Diptera; Sciaridae. The record is from RefSeq and is a predicted model, not a curated record.
UUUUGCUUACUGAUGAAGGAGUGCUCUCGGCGAUAAGUUGGAUAUUGAUAUACAAGCGGAGCGUGGAUCUACAAAUAUUCAACUAACUAACUAACUAACUUUUCAAUUAGAUUUAAGUUUGUUAAAUCUGAUUUCAGAAAUUGUCUCAAUAAUGGUGAACUUUAACCUGGUGACUGUGCUGCUAAUUGGUGCGUUUCAGGUGGGUGCAGCCAUUCUGCUUGCUACAGAAAAAGAAAGCCAUGCCGAUGUACAUCCUAUCGCUACCUUGAUGCGUUUGCUGCACUCGAAACCGAAGAACCUGACAUUUGAUUUGCCAGUAUGGAAUGGUUUUGUAAUGGAUUAUGCGGCCUCCAAUGAACCGGAUUAUUCGGACUCCAAUGAACCGAAUUCUUCGGACUACGAUGAGUCGUAUUAUUCGGACUACAAACCGGAUUCGGUUUCCAAUGAACAGGAUGCUGCCACAGAUGAAGCGGAUUCGGUUUCCAAUGAACCGGAUUCUGCCACGGAUGAACCGUAUUCUGCCACAGAUAAACCGGAUUCUGCCGCCGAUGAAGCGGCUUCGGUUUCAAAUGAACCGGAUUCUGCCACAGAUUAACCGAAUUCUGCCAUCAAUGAACCGGAUUCGUUCGGAAAUAAUUUAAAGCCACGCAAAAUUUCCGAUUAAAACAAAAUUUCCAGAAAAAGCUGAGUGAAUUCCUUAAUAUUGAAGUUUAAAUACCGAUAGAUAAAAUUCCAUCUAAUCAACUGGAAUGGAUUAUGGUUUUAUUUCGUUUUCCUUGGGCUUUUUUGACCUAUGUACAUUAUUCUUGCUUACUGGUCGUUCGUGUGAGGAUUCG